CCGCUUGCGUGAAGAAGGCCUGGCCUAAUGUAAUGUUUUCUUCCAACUCGCUGCCGAAAUCGCGCUCGAACGGCCACCGAUCGAAGGUAAAAGAAGACGAAGUCUUUAAACUGCGUCGGUGUGAAGCAAUGAAGGCGCAUAUUGAAAUAGUGUGCGGGGGUUGAGGAUCAGGAGGAGCUUUCGUUACGCGGUUACGCCUCGGGUGUCACUAGGCCCACUGACCCACAUUCGGGAGAGCUCUCGAGGAAGUGCGUGCUUGAAAUUCAGCAUUGCAGUGUUCAUUAUUCCACCGUGAUUUUUAUUCACCCCAGUGCUGGUUUGUGACCUAGUGGACGACAGGAGGCCUAAGAGUUGUCCUGCACCUAUGUGUUUAACGGUUCUCAGGUUGGCAGGUCUUUUUCACCAAUGUCUUCCCGAUGCAGCACAUUUAUUUUACCCCAGACUGAUCCAUGAGACCGCAUUAUCAUGAGCUCCAGAGACAGGGAUGAUGACAGUAUUUUUGAUGUGCUGAUGGAGGAAGAUGUGAAGGAUAAGGCGAAACGAGUUUCGAGAAAUAAGUCAGAGAAGAAAAGGCGAGACCAGUUCAAUGUCCUCAUUAAAGAACUUGGCACCAUGUUGCCCGGCAACACUCGCAAGAUGGACAAGUCCACAAUCUUGCAGAAAAGCAUUGACUACCUGCGCAAGCACAAAGAAAUUUCUGCGCAGUCUGAGUCGAGUGAGAUCAAACAGGAUUGGAAACCCUCGUUCCUUAGCAAUGAAGAGUUUACACAGCUGAUGCUAGAGGCAUUGGAUGGGUUCUUCCUAGUAAUGCUGACCGAUGGCAACAUAAUUUACAUCUCAGAAAGCGUCACCUCUCUGCUUGAGCAUCUGCCUUCAGACAUGGUAGAUCAGAACCUUUUGAACUUCCUUCCAAUGGGAGAACAUGUGGAUGUGUAUAAAGCGUUGUCCUCCCACCCCGACACUGAAAACCUCAGCUCUGAUUACCUCAAGCCCAAGAACCAGAUGGAGUUUUGUUGUCACAUGCUCAGAGGUUCUGUGGAUACCAAGAAACCUCCUGUGUACGAAUACGUCAAGUUUAUCGGCAACUUUAAGUCCCUCGCCAAUAUGCCUCAGUCAAAACGAAAUGGUCUUGAGGGAAUUUUACAACGUUCGUUGCAACCAGCCUUCGGUGAUCAAGUCUGUUUUAUUGCUACUGUGAGGCUGGCCAAACCCCAAUUCAUCAAAGAGAUGUGCACGGUGGAGGAGCCAAAUGAAGAAUUCACAUCUCGACACAGCCUGGAGUGGAAGUUUCUUCUGUUAGAUCACAGAGCACCACCAAUCAUUGGCUAUAUGCCAUUUGAGGUGUUGGGGACAUCGGGCUAUGACUAUUAUCACGUAGAUGAUCUGCAUUUACUUGCCAAAUGCCAUGAACAUUUAAUGCAGUUUGGAAAAGGGAAGUCGUGCUAUUAUCGCUUUUUGACUAAAGGGCAGCAGUGGAUUUGGCUUCAGACUAACUACUACAUCACCUAUCACCAAUGGAACUCUAGACCAGAGUUCAUUGUGUGUACACACACUGUUGUGAGCUACGCUGAGGUGCGAGCAGAUCAGAGGAGGGAGAUGGGUAUAGAGGAGUCUCCCCCUGAGCUGACUGUUGACAAUCUGUCUCAGAAUUCUGUCUCUGAAUCACAGUUGAACACCUCCAGUCUGAAGGAGGUGCUGGAGCGUUUUAGUAACAGCCAAUCUCCCUCCAACUCCUCACGAAGCUCCCGCAAAUCCUUGCACACCGCCUACUCUGACAACACCUGCACUUCCACUCCCUCUAAGCUACAAAUGGAAGUGAGCACUCCAACCCGGCCCGCCAACGUUGACAUAGCACCACAACGGCGCUCCUCGGUCAGCACCCAGUCCAUGAGUUCUCAGCACACCACUCAAAAUGGCUCUCCAGUCCAAAUGAGCCAACAGCAGCAGCAACAACAACAACAACAACCGCAACAAACCCAGCUACAGCAGCAGGUUCAGCCUAAUGCCAUGUUCUCUGCGCAGUUGAAUGCGAUGCAGCACCUGAAGGAGCAGCUGGAACAGAGGACACGGAUGAUAGAAGCAAACAUUAAUAAACAGCAGGAGGAACUGAGGCAGAUCCACGAGCAGCUGCAACGAGUGCAGGGACCAGGAGCUCAGGUGAUACUGCAGCAGUCAGGCGGUGGACUCAACAUGCAGUUGCCGCAAGUUGGUGGAGCACAAACAAGCAUUCUAGGGAUUGGAACACAGGCUGGGGUCGUAGCUAUACAGGGUCAGAGUGUGACAAGUACAGCACAAAGUGGGACUGUCACACAGCAACAAGUCCUUUCACAGCAGCAACCUUCACAUUCCCUUCAGCAAAAUCUACAGAGCUCCUCUGUUGCACAGCGUGGUCUGGUAUAUAACACCAUGAUGAUCAGCCAGCCUGCCAAUACCAAUGUUGUACAGAUACCCAGCAGCCUGGCACCAAAAAUCAAUCAGGGCAAUACAAUAAACAGGUUUCCUGCAGGGCAGCAGUUGGUCACUAAGAUAAUGACGGCUCCAAUGGCAUGUGGCACUGUCAUGGUACCCACCACAAUGUUUAUGGGUCAGGUAGUGACAGCCUACAGCCCAUUUUCACAGCAACAAGGCCAGACGCAGACCAUAGCGCUGCAGACUCAGCCCAAUGCAACACCAGAUCAGCAGGCUCAAGCUACAUCAUUACAAACAAAUCAACAGCAGGGGGCGACACCACAACAGACAAAACAGCAGCAACAGUUUUUGCAGAGCUUUCUCCAUGGCAACCAAUCUACUCAACUGAUCCUGCAGGCUUUCCCUAUUCAGCAGCAAGCCACAUUUUCUCCCUCACAACAACAACAGCAGCAGCAAACACAACAACAACAACAACAACAACAGCCUCAAUUGAAGCCACAGACUCAAAAACAGCAGAAAGCUGCCUUCACUCAUCAGACUGACAGCACUAGUGCCCAGUCUCAGUAGCAUGGAUUAACUCAAUGGCCAAUCAGAUGGAAUAGCCUGGUAACAACAUGUCUCAUAUAGGUGUUUAUUGGACAUAUGCUGUAUUGAUUGGAAACCCUCUUCCUGGCGACAUCUUGUUAUUAGGUGGAAGCUUCAGGCAGUUGCUUGGAACACCCCACCAGAUGGUCACAGUGGUGACUGUGCAGAACGUUUCACAGCACCAACAGGUGGUUGUCAAGCUCCUUAUUUAUUUCAAAAAGCAUAGAACUGCUAGCCUUGCAUGGUCUUUGCCAAACAGAAAACUUUGGUCUUUUACUGUAAACAGUCCAAGAGUCUAUUUGUACAGUCUAAUGUAUCAUACCAUGUAAAUAGGCAAACGAAAAGAAACAAGAUAUUGAAUAUUUUAUAUGCUGCAUGAAGUGUAAACUUUCAUAUGUACUUCCAGUUUUAUGAUUUCCAUUUGUAAGUAUUAUUUUGGGGUUCAAGUCUAACAUUAUGCAUAUAGUGAUGCUUUAUUCUGUUGCCCUACCGUUUGAAUAGCCUCAUUGCAUAUAGUUAGGGUGCAUCACAGUUUGUUCAGGAGGGUUUUAGAGGCAAUAAGGUCAAUUUUGCAGCUGUUAGUUUCUCCUUUUAGUUAUUUUACCCUGUCUCUGACGCAUACAAACAGAGUGCCUAGUUUCUGUUUAUUUCUGAAAUUCUUUUAGACAUUUGAUGCAAAGGAAUUGAAAUUUAUGUGACGUUUUUCCAAUUUAAGUGCCAAGAUUGAGUUACUUCUUUUAAAAAAAAAAACCUACUUCCAGGUUGUGUGAGUUGAAUGUUAAUUUGCUUUUUAGCCGAGUCAUACUCUUGUUCUAAAAAGUUGUGCUUUGCACCUUUCCCCAUUUCUUAUAGCACUUAUUGUGUUAAUACACACUAAAAAUGGCCCAUCUCUCUAGUGAUUGUGAUGUAUUGGUCUUUUGAUGUUUUUCUGUGUGCAUGGAUGUUCUGCAGGAACAUGUUCUGCAUUGUUUUUUGACAUGUCAUGAAUAAGCCUUUAAAUCCUUAUUCAUAAGUACUCCUUUCUUCCUCGUGGUUUUGGGAGCUAUGCAAGAAGCCACAUUCAAGACAAAGUAUUAUGUGUGACUGAUAGAAGUUCAGAGUACUGUGAACCUCUUUGAUACCAUUAUCAUCAGGAAAAUAAUGAUUAUGUUGUACUUGUUUCUUCCAGUUUGUCUUGGAAAGUGUGUGCGUGCAUGUGUGUGUGUGUGUGUGUGAGAGAGAGAAAGAGAGAGAGUGAGUGUGUGUGUGAAAGUGUAGGCUAUUGUAUCAAUAACUGUUUGUGAUUCUUCCAGUAUCGCUGUGUGGGUUGCUAUAUGUUCACCCCAGCGAUGACCAAUCAGUUCUUGCGUUGCAGUAACUCAACAUUUUAGAUGUCUCCCAUUUGCUUGUUAGCUAUAUACCUCAGAAAUCCAUAUUGUUGAAAAAGAUUUUAUAUAAGAAAUAUCCAAAGCAAUUUUUAUUUUCAUAUGGUAAAGGACUAAGAGUAAACAGUCUAUCUGUGUAUGGACCGGUAGCACUGUUAAAAGAGUAGAAAGGUUUAUGGAACUGAACAGAUUUUGACGUAGAACUAGUGCUGACUUAUAAACUUCCAACUGUAAAGGUGCUGAUCAAGUAGACACUAACUUUCUGCUGAUUAAUCCCAUUCUCUUUUAUAGUUGUGUUUCAUGCACUGAAAUCCCCAAGCGUGCAAGUUGUUACUUUUGAACCGAUUUGGAUCAUUGUGUGUACAAUCAUAAAAUACUUUAAUGUCCCCACAAAAACGCUGCUGACAGGUUGAAGAGAGAAUUGAUUAGGACUUUGCGUAGCAUUCCUGAAUUUUUCAACCUUCUGUAUCUUUACUUUUGAAUACUUUGUAUUUCUGUAUCCAACCUGAGGAAUGUGUUCUUUCAGAAUAGAGUGAUUGUUGUGUGUAGCCCCUGAACCUCUGAAGUUGAUUAUAUGCAUUGUUGAGCUGAUGAAAAUCAGUGAGUUAAGUGGUAAAAAAAAUUAUUCAUCAUAGAAAAUAAGACUGUAAGUAAAAACGUAUUUUUUUUAAAUAAGUAUGGUAUACUCGGCCCUCCCAGUAUCAUGUUUUAAUCCUAACAUUGUUCACUAUGUUAAUUCUGAAUUGCUGUGCACAUUAAGUAUAAAACCACCAUGUUACCACAAAGAAAUUAGGUUGACCUCAAUGUGACUAAAUUGUAAGAAUUGUUCUCUGUCAGUUUACCAAAAACUGAUCCUUUUCCCUCCAUGAUAUUCAGUCUUGAAAUAAAGCAAACAAUGUUAUUUGCAUUCUCUUAUGAGAA
Messenger RNA from Xyrauchen texanus (razorback sucker), 5279 nucleotides. RefSeq names its product circadian locomoter output cycles protein kaput-like. The transcript is spliced from 21 exons. The record is from RefSeq and is a predicted model, not a curated record. Gene Ontology annotation, biological process: circadian regulation of gene expression; regulation of transcription by RNA polymerase II. Bases 466 to 2976 code for a protein of 836 amino acids. Lineage: Eukaryota; Metazoa; Chordata; Actinopteri; Cypriniformes; Catostomidae. Gene Ontology annotation, cellular component: cytoplasm; CLOCK-BMAL transcription complex; nucleus. Gene Ontology annotation, molecular function: DNA-binding transcription factor activity, RNA polymerase II-specific; E-box binding; protein dimerization activity.